UAAACUGAACGUAUUUGGGUUGUGGACAAAAGAGGAUAUUUAAGGAUGUAAUCUUGGGCUUCGGGAAGCAAGGAUGGCAUUUUUCACCAUUUUGUGAUAUAUUAAUGACCAAACAACAAUCGAUUAAUUAAACAAUCAAUUAGGCUAAUAAAUAAUCGUCAAAUAAAUCAACAUUCUUGGUAAAUCCCCUGCCCUGGGGGUCAGACUCUACUCCUGGGCUCCAGGAGCUCUAGCUGCGGCCCUGGCUGUUGCGGUGAGCGGGUCAGUUCAGCUCUGUGGCGCACGGGGCGCCCGCUUCUCCGCGGCUCGGUUUGGUUUCCGGGUGAUACUGCUUUUCUCUUCAAAGCAGAGGAAAGUCGGGGGCUCAUGUGUCAACAUCCAGGGUUUCCCCGGGGAGGUGUAGCGUUAACGUUAUUCCAAAAAAACCUAAUGUUCCUUUGAAGACCGUUUUCUUUUUGUUAGUCUAGUCAUCCCCGGACUUGGCGCUUUCUCGGACCGCAGAGACCAGAAAACGAUCUUCGGCUCCUGCUGCUUUGACGUUAGCUAACGUUAUUUUAAACGAUGACAGAGUACAAAGUGCGAAUAGCGUCUCCAAUCAUUUAAUUAUAUCUGGGGACCUGUUAGCUUAGCCAGCUAGCCUGGUAAUUCGACUAGAACAAGGAACCACGACGAAACACACUGCUGACAUGAUGUUUCCUCAAUCAAGGCACUCGGCAUCCUCUCAGUCCAGCCAACCCCUCAAGUUCACCACAUCUGACUCCUGUGACCGCAUCAAGGAUGAGUUCCAGUUCCUCCAAGCACAGUACCACAGUUUGAAGUUGGAGUGUGAUAAGCUGGCGUCUGAAAAGUCAGAGAUGCAGCGCCACUAUAUCAUGUACUAUGAAAUGUCCUACGGGCUGAAUAUUGAAAUGCACAAACAGGCUGAAAUAGUGAAGAGACUGAAUGGGAUCUGUGCUCAGGUGCUGCCUUAUCUGUCACAAGAGCAUCAACAGCAAGUCAUGGGCGCCAUAGAGAGAGCCAAGCAAGUCACACCCCCUGAGAUGAACUCCAUCAUACGGCAACAGCUCCAGGUGCAACACCUGUCCCAGCUGCAGGGCCUGGCCCUGCCGGUGACCCCACUACCCCUGGGCCUCACCCCUCCCACCCUGCCCGCUGUGUCCUCCAGCUCUGGCCUGCUCUCCCUUUCCUCCAUCCUGGCCAACUACUCCCACGGCCAGGCCCAGGCGGUGAAGGAGGACAAGGCCAGGGAAGCCGCGGAGAGAGCGCCCCGAGGAGAGGACGGCGACAAGUCAGACUAGUGCAGACACGACAUGAAGGUUUUGGAGGGGGGAAUGGAGUGUUGAGGGGGGGGAAAAAGAAAGGUAAAACUGUAAAUGGAGAUUGAUGUAAGUCUGGCUGCCUGUCUGCUGAGUGUUGAUGUAGAAGAGUAACUGCAGGGAUGAUAAGAGAAGAGGACAGAAUUGAAACUUUUGGAUGUGCAGAGAACGAAACUGCUGAAUGGCUGAGAGUUAAAUGUUCUUAUUAUUUAGUGAUAAUAAGGCUUCAGGCUUCUAGACAUUACAUAGAUGCUUCUUUUUUUUUUUUUAGUAUAAGCCACUAUUAAGCUUAACCAAGAUAAAUGUUUUCCCAUUUGGUGUGAGAGCUGAGGAUAAAAGCUAACAGCAGUGUCCCUUACAUGGAUCUGCCUCUCACAGGUUUAUAUUUCUUACUUUUUUUGUUAUCAGAUCUGUUGCUUUAGUCCCUCUGAUUGUUUCUUACUGGAUCCUGUCGCCAGUCACAGUACACAGUUUUUACAACAUCUCAGUUCCUUAUAAGUCCUUUACCUCCUCAUUACGUACAACAGCGCCAUCAACUUUUUUCCAAAAUAAAAUAAAAAUGUUGACUAGAGCUGUU
Messenger RNA from Micropterus salmoides (largemouth bass), 1893 nucleotides. Its product is annotated as TLE family member 5-like. Gene Ontology annotation, molecular function: transcription corepressor activity; protein binding. Gene Ontology annotation, cellular component: nucleus; transcription regulator complex. Gene Ontology annotation, biological process: negative regulation of canonical Wnt signaling pathway; regulation of DNA-templated transcription. The coding region runs from base 687 to 1298 and encodes 203 amino acids. The record is from RefSeq and is a predicted model, not a curated record. The transcript is spliced from 7 exons. Lineage: Eukaryota; Metazoa; Chordata; Actinopteri; Centrarchiformes; Centrarchidae.